AUGUCUAAUGAAGAGAAGGCCAUUGGGCUUAUAGCUCAGGCGGAAAAGAAAGUGAAAUCUUCUCAGGGGUUUUUAGGUGGAUUAUUUGGGUAAGUCAUGAUCAGUCAGUGAAAUUGGUAUAUCUGUGUAAUGAUGAGUUGUUUGAGAUCUUUCAGAGAGUAAUCAGGUUUUAUACCUUUUACAAUAUUUUGUCCAUUUUUGUAGGGGCACUUCGAAACUGGAAGAUGCGGCUGAAUUGUACGUUAGUGCAGGAAACAUGUUCAAGAUGGCACAAAAAUGGAGUGGUAGGUAUCUUAAGCCGCUUGCAUAGACUGUCAGCUGGGCUUUGUAAGUAUCCUUACUGUGUUGCUCAGUACUGUAAUAUGGCUCGCACUAUUGAAGGAUCAAAAGUCAUCAAACAUACCACUUUCCAAUUAUUCAGUGGCGUGAGUGUUAUUUACAGGGCCUCAAAGACAAACGUUUGUGUUCAGCUAUAUAUAAAUCAUGACUACAUACAUGCAGAGGCUUGAUACAGGAAGGUCAUGAGGACAUAUCUUCCUUCACAGUACAUGAAAUAGAUGGUUUUAUAUAAGCUUAAAAGUGUGGGAUUCAUUGGCAGAACCCCAAAAUGAACACGGAUUUCUUGUGUAUUUUAUUUUCAAGCUCAAGAAUUUAAUUGAAAAUUAAGUCAAAAUCAGAGUUGUAACUGAGCUUUUGCUGUUCCUUAUCAUUAUACAGGGUGCAAAGAAAGUCAUUUUUACAGCUUGCCGUUCGGGCAAGCUGAAGCUAGCGUUUACUAGCCCAGAUGUCAUUUCAACUAGCCCCAGACACUUUUUGACGAGCAGAAUUGAUUUCAUAGUUCUUCUGUUAUUCGGAUUGCUCAAAAAACCUCACUUGCCCAUCGGGUAAGUUAACAACAGAAUUCACUAGCUCAAUAGCAAAAUCCACUAGCCCCGGGUUAUCGGACACUACUUUCUUUGCACGCUGAUUACAUCAUGGUUUUUAUUUAUUACAUCUUGAUUGCAGCUGCUGGUAGGGCAUUUAUGGAAGCAGCUCAACUACAAAUCACUUUACAGUCCAAACAUGAAGCAGGGCAACGUUUUGUUGAUGCUGGGAACUGUUUUAAAAAGACUGAUGUAGAAGGUAAGUUUGGGUAUUUUCUCGUUAAACUACAAAGUUGACAUCAUAGCAUAAUGUGCUGCAUCCAAGGAGGCAUUGUAACAGAAGUGGUAGAAGGAUUAACAGGAUUUCUUACUUCUAACAAUUAUUUAUCAAUGGUAAGAAAUCCUCUGAUUCCUUCUUUAUUCUUAGGCAAAAUUCAACAAACAGUUGUUGACUAAGAAUACUGUUUCUCAUCAAUGAAAACAUGAAACUGAAUUUCCUGAAACUCUGAACAAAUAAUUGAGGAUUAAAGUUUUAUUUAAAAGCACUAUGUAGUGUUAAACUGUCAAGCUGUGAUAUAUUUAAGCUGGGGAUGUUACCUGACCUUGAAUAGACCUUUGUCACUCGGUGACCAUUUUGUCUCAGGAGAUUUGAAAAGCUUUGUUUAUGCACAACUAGCCUAGUAGAGAGAACGAGGCUAGCCAUGCAUAAACAAAGCUUUUUCAAUCUCCUGAGACAAAAUGGCUGUCAUGUGACAAAGCUAGGUCUGUAUAGUCAAGCAUCUCCUUUUGGCACCUUUGUGAUACAGGCACCUUUCUGUAGUGGACAAUUCAGUUGCAGGUCCCAUAAAUACCAAACAUUUUACCUUCCCUACUAGUGUCACAUAUACUAUGAUCAAGGGGAAGGGUACAGGGGUUACAGCAGGCCCCAACUAAAUGCACCCAUCAUAUCAGAUAAUUUUUUUUGGAAUUUUAAAAGUAAUGGUUUUAUAUUGAAGCUGUAAUUAUUGCUAUCACAGGAUUGAAGAUAAAAGUUUAGUAUGUACUUAAUGUUAUGGCAAUACAGCUCUAUGAUUGGCUGUAAAUAGUUCCAACAUUAAGCACAAGUUUGAACCCAUCCAAACCGCCUCCCUCCCCCACCUGGAGCUGUCCUUGUAUACCUCUAAGGAUACCUUCAUGAUGCAAGCAGCUGUCCCUACAAAUUACAAUGGUCCAUUAUUAUUCUUCUAUUGUUGCUUAAUUGCAAUGCAUCUUUCUGUCAACUUAUUUUUAUUGUCUUUUGGUCUGUAGAAGCUGUGAGGGCUUUUGAAAUGGCCAUCAACAUUUACACAGACAUGGUAUGAAAGUAAACUAAUUGACACAGCUAGAAGCUUUACUUAAACCUGAUCCUUGAAUGACAUCAUCACCAAUUUAUACUAAACUGUACAUUACAAAACCAAGACUAGUAAUAUUGAUACUUAACAACAGUACUGAAGUACAGUUUCAUAAUCUGUACAAAAAAAAACUUGUGAAGGGUGGAUGGGUGGGGCAGGAUGGCAUUGGUGGAUUGCAGCAAACCAAGAAACAAAAAACUGAAUCUUGAGCAAGCUACUGUAUGUGACCAGAACACACUAUAACCUAUAUCUCCCAGCUGUGUGUGAGAAAAAUCAGAUCCUCAGCCUCCUCCUGCAACCUAUUACUUUAAAAAUUUGCAUUAGCAUUGUUUAAUACUGAUCCAAAGAAAAACCAUUGCAAAACAAUUGAAACAUACAAAAUCCAUUUUGUUUUAUUAGUUGAUCUGGAAGGGGCAGCCAUGGAUCCAGCUCAUUGUUGAAUAGUACACAUUAGUUCUAAUAAUUGAUGAUAAUAAUUUAUUAUUUGCAAAUUUCCCAGUAAGAAUAUGGGUUUGUUGCAUAUGUCAGAUCUCUCGAGCACUGUAAAUGUUUUUAUCUUAUCCACAAUAAGUUAUUUAAAUUGUUUUCCCAUAAAACCCAAGUAUUGAAGCCUGAAAAAUUGCUUUAAUGGCCUUUUCUCCUUUCAAAAUUUUAAAAAAAUACCUUAUAAAUGAUUGUUUUUUAGGGCCGAUUCACCAUGGCUGCUAAACACCACAUAACUGUAGCCGAGAUUUAUGAGGGAAAUUCUUCUGAUCUUGAAAAGGUGAGAAAUUAUUAACAAAGGUUGCAAGAGGCAAUGAGUUUGAAGUGAUUAAUACUUGGUGGAAGGCUUUUAGCAGCGUGCAAAGAACGUUGUUUCCGAUAGCCUGGGGCUAGUGGAUUUUGCUAUCGGGCUAGUGAUUUUUGUUCUUAACUUACCCAAUGGGCAAGUGCUGUUUUUUGGGGAAAUUCAAAUUACUGAAGUAUUGUAAUCAAUCCUGUUAAUUAUAAAGGGUUUUGGGGAUAGUUGAAAUGACUUGUGGGCUAGUACAUGCUAGCUACAGCUUGCCCAAAUGGCAGGCCGUAAAACUGACUUUCCUUACACCCUGCUUUUAGCCUCAGCAGUUAACAUCCUCGUUGAUCCUCCAUUAUUCUUCAGAUCAUACAUCGCCUUGUCCAGUAAAUAUUGCUAAGUAAUCCACUAGAAAAUAACAUUAUUAUUACCACCAAAAAGGGACAUACACUGUAUUCACCUGCUUUUUUUCUUCAGGCAAUAUUUCAUUACGAACAAGCUGCUCAGUAUUACAGAGGAGAAGAAUCAAAUAGGUACAUGAAACAAAUUUUAUUUCUACUUAAUUCAGAUCUACUAAGAAGAAAUUAUAUCAUUUAUUGUCAGCUCUCACUGUUGUCUAAUGCCUGUGUUAAACACCUUUUUCUUAAUGUGCUUGAGGCAUCAACUUGAACACUUCCCCAAAGAAAUACCAGUGUUAAAUCAUGCCCUCCCUAUGUAUCUAUUAUGUCUUUCAUGGGAAGUGGGGAAUUAUACAUGUAAAAAGGCCAGAAUUUAAAGUUCCUUUGAUUGGUCCAGUCACAAUACAUCUGACACAGUUCUGUUCUGAUUGGCUGAAGAUUAGGUUUGAUUUCCCACAAGAUUACAAUACAUAGUUAAAAUACUCUCCCUGGGUUAAGUUUUGUUUUGUUUUGAUAAUAAUAUGGAAGUGAAGCUCCACCUGAUAUCACUCCAUCACAAAAAAAAGCUUGAGCUAGUUUUUCAAAAAAAUGAUAACUGAACAUAGCCAUUGUUUUGAUUUCCCUAAAUACAAAAAGAUUUGGUAGCAGACUUUUUUUGGGCCUUGUUCAAUUUGAGUGCUGACUUUGACAGGUCAACCACCUGGACCUUAAUUCAUUUUAAGUGGGGGGAAUUGUUUGUCAGCUCAUGAAGAAAAAUAAACUGUAUCAGGUGUUUUUUUUCCACCUCUCUUCUCAACCAAAAAAGGUACAGCUGAUUACAGGUUAAGGAAACACCAACAAGCCUUUCUAUUUUUGAAUACCUUCAUGCUGAUUGAUCCAUGCUACCGGUACUAUCCUUUUGCUGAUCAGGACUUGUUCACAGUUUUCCACCCAAUAAGUUAUUGCAGCAUUUUAUGUUGUAGUGUUCCAUGAGUAACAUUAUUAACCAAACCUAUUGUAAUUUUUAUUGUCAUCUGGUCGUGAUGUUAUUGUUCUUUUUAACUGCAGUUCAGCAAACAAGUGCCUUUUGAAAGUAGCUAUGUACUCAGCCCAGAUGGAAGAGUAUGCUAAGGCUCUAGAGAUAUAUGAACAGGUUUGUUUGUGUUUUUGAAAACAAGAAGAGGGAGUUUGAGAUCUGUUGACAGCGAUGGCAGCCAUAAUAAUGCUCAAAAACUGAAUUUUCAUUCUUUUAAUCUCUAUCACAAUUAUCCUAACUCGUUUAUUUUUUCAAAUGCAAGGAAACUCUUUUGGAGUUAAUUCCCUAAUAUUAUUACUGGUACCAUAUUUAAGUUCAGAAAGAGAAAGACAAUUUCAUAUUUCACUUGUUCAUGUCCUCAUUAAAAUGUGAAACCAGGCAUUCUCAUGUCAUAGCCGGGCAGUGACAGCUAAAAACUUGCAAAAAGCCUGCUGAGUGUGCAGGGUUGUUAUUUUGUCUAUUCAACCUAUUGCAUUUUUGAAGUUCUCGUUGCUGUCACCAUCAUGCCAUCUGAAACUCACAAUGUUACCCACCUCACACAAGCCAAGUCAGUGGUAAGUUGAACUUAAUUACAGGAAAAUACUUGGUGCUCCCUAUUUAUUGGUAUCUCUUUAAACAUGAGAUAUUCCAAGUAUUUAUGGUCUGAAAUACAAUACCCUUGACUCUUUGUAGCAGGAGUAUACAGUUUUUGUUGGAUGUUGCAAUGCUUUCUUUACAUAAAUACAAUGAACUACGCAUACUAGCAAAUCUGAUCGGGAAAGGCUUGUGGCUGACUGUAGCAUUUUCCAAAUAAUUCACAAGUCACUGGCUGAUGUUUGGUUUAUUGUCGAGCAAAGACCAAUAUUAUUCCUCGCGUAUUGCAGGCUUUUGACCUACUGUAUAAUGGCAUCCUCAAAUUGAACACAUUUUGCUCCAGCGAUCUUUACUUUGUUCAUAGAGAGAGGGGACUUUCAGUAUUUUUAAUUGCCUUGUACAAGUGCAAUGUUGUGUGUAUAAACAACCUUUUCCCAGUUGUUCAAAUUUUGGAUAACACCAUCCAUCAGAUAAAUCACUAUCCAGUGAAUAACGCAAUAUUAUUAUAUGGAGGAGAGUGUUUUACUGGGAACUAUGCGUAUUUUCCGUAUGUCACCUUUGUGAGUGUCGUAUCGUUCAAUGACGUCACGAUUCCCGCCUUUUGCUUUUGUUGAAUUGGUUUCUCCAUAUAAUAAAAAGAACAUUACACGUUGGCUCGAAGAUAUGUAUUUUAUGUUCUCGUGGCAAGAACAAUAUCUCACUCGUUCGCUUCGCUCACUCGUGAGAUAUUGUUCUUGCCACGAGAACAUAAAAUUCAUAUCUUCUCGCCACUGUGUAAUAUCCUCCAUAUAUUGGUUUGCCUUAUAGUGGUCCACUGGAUAUCCAGUGUCUGAACAACCGAGGCCUGGUCAUAGAUGAAUAAAAUCAUUAUUUUGUGCGUCAAAACUAACUGGAUUGUGUCAUUUAAAACCUACAGGUUGCUGCUGAUGCUAUUGAGAGUUCAUUACUAAAGUACAGUGCUAAAGAGUAUUUCUUCAAGGCAGCCCUCUGCCACAUGUGCAUUGAUAUAGUUGAGGCCCAGAGAGCAGUUGAUAAGUACUGCGAUAUGUACCCAGCAUUCCAAGACACCAGGGAAAGUAAACUUCUUAGGGUAAGUAUUAAGCAUGCGCAAGGUGUUUGCAUUCGUACAACUGGCAUGGUCUGCCAUUUGCACAUGGUUAGCUUGUUGUGCAGAUUUAAUUUACGGUUAGUAACACCAAUAUCCAUGUUCUGGGCCCCAGCGGACUCAGCAAAUUACCAGAAGCACAUUUUGAAUUUCCUCUCAUCUUGAUUGGAAAUAUGACAGUGGCAUUUUUAACAGGCCAAUCAUGGCACAUUCUCAAAUCCUGGUACACAGUUGGGGGCCCAGAACAAGGAUUUUAGUGCUGUUUCGCGGACGGACUAAACCAGAGUUAAGUUUGGUCUGUGGUGCUGGCUAGUACAUGGUCAUUCAAGCCACAUGAAGAUCGAUAAUCGAUAAUUUCUUAGUACAGCCCAGUGUGGGAGGGGAAGGUGAGAGGGGAAGGUGGAUUUGAAGGAGGUAUUUAUUUUUAAAGAAUCUCCAUUUUUUUGGUGUGGUCAAGAGUAGAAUGAGUGAACUCACUGUGUCGGAUGAUCAGGAAUCAUUUCCUAAGUCUUCCUUUUGUGUCAGCCUGGUAGCUCAGCAAUUGAGAAUGGAGGCGUAUAUUUUUUAAAUUUAUAUUGCAAUAGGGAGGCCAUAGAUUUUUAGUGCCACUGUCCCACUGUUCCCGAUUAUUUAUGGUGGUAGUAAAAUAAUGAUUGGUAUUCUAAAACCGUGUGGUUUGGUCGUGCUGAGGGGAUUGAACCACUGCAUCCCACUCUCCAGCCUUUUCCAAUAUUGAGCUAACCCUAAUGCUGAUACUCCUUAAAUGAGAUAAAGUCAAUCUAGAAUGCUUUAUUAUACAGCCAUUAAGGGGUGAGCAUGUGGUAAAUUUCUCACAGAAUGCCUGCUCCGCUAUUUUUUUUUUCAGACUCUUCUUGAAGCUAAAGAAGAAGAGAAUGUAGAAUCUUUUACGGAAGCCGUAAGUACUCUUUCACUGAAAGGAAAAUCUCUUAACGAAAAGAAUAGAUGGUAGCUGUAAAAUAUAUAAUCCCUAUCGCCAUUAGAGAGCACAAAAUUAUUUGUAUGAGUCACUCAAAAAAAAAUUCCCGGGAUAUGUGGGUACCAUUAAACCAUCCUUUGGUGCUUUGAACAGGCCCAAAAUCAUUUAAGCUUUUUACUCCGACAAAGGGCUACUGCUUAAAUCAUCAGCUCUUAGAGGAGCUGUGCCACAAAAUUAAACUAAACUUAACCCUUACCAACAUCAAUUUUCUCCUAACGAUAUCCAUACACUUUCAAGAGAUACGGUUUUGAGAAUUGGUAAAGUGAUCACCAAAGUGAAAUUGCAUUGAUCUUUUAUAAAAUUCUCUCAACCCUUUCUUUAAAGAAAUGUAUGGAGGUCAGUUUGGAGAAUUUGUAUGUGGAUAUUGGGGCUUAAAGGGUUUACCAGUAGGAACUGCCUCCAAAUUGAGUGAAACAUAAAAAUAAACUAGUCUAAACAUUAAAAGAAGGUAUAAAUAACAAGUCGAAUACAAAAGAUGACACGGGUGGACAAAGCCGGAAAACGGAUUUCAAUUGUGGGUUUUGAAAAGUUGUUAGCCUAACACUUUUUUAAAGUUUUUUGCUUUUUGUAACGUUUGAUAUAAUACUUGGAAGGCAUAUUUGUUGGACAAGAAGCUGUAAUUUUACCAUCAAUCAUAACUAUAACAAAAUUCUCAAAUCUGAUUGGCUAUUGGCUAUCAACUGUCCUGAUUUAUAAUUUAUGACUCGUGAUUUCAACAAAUCGAACUAACGCUACGCGGUAGUCCGAUUUUGUUAAUCAGUCGUAUGAUUGCAGACCGAAUUGGACUCCACUCAGUCCUAUUACCAUUAUUUACAUUUGUCAAGUACUUUCUUCGCAAGUAUUCGAUUCCAUAUUGCAUAAGGAAAAGUACCCUGUAGUUGGCAAUAUUUACAAAGUGAACUAGACAGCCGACGGUGGCAGUACAGCCCCUUUAAAUCAUUUACGUUAGGGAAUUAACUUUAUCAAAUUGCAUACCAAUAUCCCGGACCAAUAUCAUUCACAAAGGAUUCGAAGACGGAGAAAGAGCGCGAAGCGUGAGAAAAAAAGGAAGGAACUAACGUCUAUUUUCUCCUUUCCCCGCCUAACCCCGUUGCGUUGCGGUCAAUAAAUCCCCCCCGGUUUUUAUUUUCUUACGCGCGCUGAACGAUCUCCAAGGAGAAAAUCAAGAUAGAGGAACUGUAAACAAACUAGGGAAUUCGCUGUUAUUAUGGAACGUUAAGAUACUGUCAAUGAGAUACAUUAUCGUUACGAAUUUUUGUCCAUGAUUGAAGCAUACUACCUUUCUCUAUUUUAAUCAGUUCAGGGGGUAUAUUCAUUUCAUGUUAUACCAGGUCAGUGCGACAAUCUUUUCACACACUGUUUCCUUUUGUUUCCAGGUUAAGGAAUAUGACUCGAUUUCUAGACUGGACCAAUGGUUGACCACUAUUCUCUUACGGAUCAAGAAAGGAAUGAACGAGGAGCCUGACUUGACAUAA
Porites evermanni is the source of this 8568-nucleotide messenger RNA. The record is from the annotation of a GenBank genome assembly. NCBI's taxonomy places the organism in Eukaryota, Metazoa, Cnidaria, Anthozoa, Scleractinia, Poritidae.